AUGGAGGGGAUAACAAGUCGUCAGCCACCAAGCACCCAGGACUCCGUCCUACUACAGUCCAUCAGACAGCUACGGAGAGAGGGCAAUGUGGUGACUGUCAUAUGGACCCCAGUGUAUGACGAAAACAAGCUGAAGAAGAUCGCCAAAGUAAAAGCACAAAAGGCAACCGGUCCAGAGGCCCGACCACAAACGCAACGACCAGGGAUGAAGUCAACCAUGCUCAAUGGCGCACGGUCCAAAUGUGACACUACCAGAAAUCUGCUAGAAAAGGUCGGAAAAAUCCAAGAGAAUCGACACAGCGCUACCAGGCAAGCAUACAAGGCGGCUAUACGAGGGACUUUCAUGGAAUGA
This is a messenger RNA of Cladophialophora immunda, 351 nucleotides long. RefSeq lists its product as uncharacterized. Lineage: Eukaryota; Fungi; Ascomycota; Eurotiomycetes; Chaetothyriales; Herpotrichiellaceae. The transcript is spliced from 2 exons. The coding region runs from base 1 to 351 and encodes 116 amino acids. The record is from RefSeq and is a predicted model, not a curated record.